This is a messenger RNA of Auxenochlorella protothecoides, 342 nucleotides long. RefSeq lists its product as hypothetical. NCBI's taxonomy places the organism in Eukaryota, Viridiplantae, Chlorophyta, Trebouxiophyceae, Chlorellales, Chlorellaceae. The transcript is spliced from 3 exons. The record is from RefSeq and is a predicted model, not a curated record. Gene Ontology annotation, molecular function: protein binding. Bases 1 to 342 code for a protein of 113 amino acids.
AUGACCAGUCCUUACCGAGCUGCGUUCAAGCUCACACUCCUACGACUACGCAUGGGGCACCAGGCUGCCCAGUGCACGACCGGCACCAUCAACUGGCGGCAAAUGUACGGCGAUGUCGCCUUCCGCAUCCAGCCCACGGUGUUCCAGUCCGACAUCGACGCCAUCAAGAAGGCCAGGGAGGUGGACCACGCAAAGCUGGCGGAGGUCGCAGCAGCUUGGGCCAGGGGCCUUCCAGAGGGCUGGGGCGCCACCCGCGACGGCUCUGGCAAGGUCUACUACUGGCACAAGGUCACCAAGAAGGUGCAGUGGGAUCGGCCGACUCCCGACACCCCCAUCAGCUGA